This is a messenger RNA of Macrobrachium nipponense, 1847 nucleotides long. RefSeq names its product solute carrier family 35 member B1-like (gene meigo). Gene Ontology annotation, cellular component: endoplasmic reticulum membrane; Golgi membrane. Gene Ontology annotation, molecular function: UDP-glucose transmembrane transporter activity; UDP-galactose transmembrane transporter activity. The transcript is spliced from 9 exons. Gene Ontology annotation, biological process: UDP-galactose transmembrane transport. Lineage: Eukaryota; Metazoa; Arthropoda; Malacostraca; Decapoda; Palaemonidae. The coding region runs from base 196 to 1176 and encodes 326 amino acids. The record is from RefSeq and is a predicted model, not a curated record.
CAACUUAACUAUUACCAUUGGAUUCUCCGUUUCGCUAAGAUAAAACUUGACAGAAUAGUAGACCUUCAGAUACCGUAUAGGAGCAAAUCUUUUCGUCUAUGAUAUUUGUUUACAGUCCACAGAGUUUGGCGUUUAUUGUAAAGGUGACCAAAGGGCAAAACAUUUGGCCAUUUCAAAAGAAUCCAAACUUCAAUAAUGACAGCGGGAGAAGUUAAUCAAAAACUGAAGUUUUUUUUGUAUGCCGGUGGCAUAUUCUUCUUAUAUUUUUACUAUGGAAUUCUUCAGGAAUCUAUAACACGCACUAAGUAUGGGGAGGAAAAAGAAAAAUUUACCUAUUCUCUUGCCCUAGUUUUCUUCCAAUGUAUCGUCAAUGCUGUUUAUGCUAAAUUAAUGCUGAAGUUUGUGCUGAGCCAGGGUGAGGACACUACUCAACGUGUGUACUACGCUUCCUGCUCUCUCACGUACCUGUUAGCCAUGGUGUCGUCCAACAUGGCACUGCAGUGGGUCAAUUAUCCAACUCAGGUUGUUGGAAAGUCCUGCAAACCAAUUCCUGUGAUGAUCCUUGGAGUAAUUAUUGGACGUAAAUCAUAUCCAUGGAGAAAAUACCUCUUUGUGUUGAUGAUUGUCAUUGGUGUGGCAAUGUUCAUUUACAAGGAUUCCAAAGCUACGUCUUCCACAAGUACCUCAGGCAUUGAUCUUGGUGAAAUUCUUUUGCUUUUGUCUCUGACUAUGGAUGGUUUGACUGGUGCAGUUCAGGAGCGAAUGAUUGCAGAGUCCAAAACCAAGUCUGGUCAUAUGAUGUUGAACAUGAAUCUCUUCUCUAUUGCGUAUCUGGCUGUUGCCCUCCUUGUGACUGGUGAGCUGUUCACCUUUGCCACUUUUGUUCAGCGUUUUCCUGAAGUUCUUUCGAAGAUGAUGAUGUUCAGUGUUUGCAGUGCUUUUGGUCAGUUCUUCAUAUUUUUAAUGGUGAGUGACUUUGGGCCUCUACCUUGUUCAAUUGUGACUACCACAAGGAAGUUCUUCACAGUCUUGGGUUCAGUUCUGUUCUUUGGAAAUGUAUUAUCAGAUCGACAGUGGAUUGGAACAUCACUAGUAUUUACUGGUUUAACCCUAGAUGCCAUCUAUGGAAAGGCUCCAAAAAAGGAAGUGGUGGAAGUGAAGGCAAGUAAAGAAUAAAUGUAUAAUGUUUGCAUUCAGGGAUCUCACACAAACAUUACUCCCUUCUUAUGUAUUUUUUAAGUGACAAUGUGUGGUCAUGUUUGCUGGUGUAGAGUGAUAUGAAACUUCAUUGUGGAUGAUUGUUAUUUUGUUUGGUUUACUGUUGAAAUAUAUUUAUUUAUAUUAUGGAAUACACUCAUUUUUUUUAGGCAUGGUGAAUGUUGUAUGAUUUUUUUUAGGCAUGGUGAAUGUUGUAUGAGAAAGAAGCUUUACGAUAUUAAUUCAUCCAUGACAACAUACAGCUUGUUCAGCUGGAACUAAGGAUGAGGAGGAACAUAGAAAAUUUUGUAUGUUGGCAGUUUAUAAUGAAUUUUUUUAUUUUGAGAUAUUGGUGUUGAAGAUGACAAUGCUUUUAUAGUUUUUUACAAAGCAAAAAGUACUGUAUGCAGCACUUGCAGUGUAGUAAUGAACUGGCACUAUUAAUCGUCCAACUUACAUCCAUCCCGUACAUAUUGUUGAUGCUGCAGCAAGUACAUUUGUAUAAAUUAAAAUUUAUUACUCUAUUUACCAACUUGGUCUCAUUUAUGUAUUGAUAGUUACGUACUAAUGUAUUUUUUUAUAUGAAUUAUCUUUUGAUUACUCAACAUAAUGUAGUAAAAUUGCCCAGAGAAUUAAAUAUGUGGACUUUU